Miscanthus lutarioriparius is the source of this 675-nucleotide messenger RNA. The record is from the annotation of a GenBank genome assembly. NCBI's taxonomy places the organism in Eukaryota, Viridiplantae, Streptophyta, Magnoliopsida, Poales, Poaceae.
AUGGAUCGUCGUCUUCCCGGCGGCGUGCCGGCGGUACGUCUCGCCAGGCGCUUGCAGCUCGCCACCUUCUUCGCCACAGACUCGACGACACCGUCGUCGAACCGCGGAGGUCGACAACAAGCAGGUUCACGACAACGGCAGCCCCCCGCACUGGCGGUGGACGCGAGGAUCGUCAUCCGGAGGCACUUCCCCGUCGUCGGCCCAGGCUGCACCCGCAUCGCUGUGAAAGUGGCUGAGGACAUCGCCCUCCGCAGGCGGCCAUCGCGCAAACUGCGCGGGCCCGAGAGCGUGGAGAGAGCUCUGGCCGAGGAGGUGCUCCCGCUGGUCGCGCACCCGUUCGACCGCGGCGCCGUGGUCGCGUCCCGGAAGGAGAUAUGCGCGCACGUGGCCGCGGCCUGCGCCGACCCGCGCAACGCCCGGGGCGGCGCCCAUGUCCUUGUUCUGAUCGAUACCUUCGCGUGCCCCGUGGUGUUCCUCCGCCUUCCGCUGCCUCCCAAGCCGAUGAAGACUGUUGUUGCCUGUGCGCCGAACAACUUCGUCGUCACGAGUGUCAAACCUUGCAUGGACGAACUAGAGAGCGUUGUACCUGUACCGGAAAAGAAGCCCGUCGGCGUCAUCGGAGAUCGGAAGCCAAAGCCGGUGGUGGAGAGGUACAAAGGUUGGGUACCGUGGUAG